AGGCCAGUGCCUGAGACCUUGGCCCGGCUGACACCCUCUCAGGAGCCACCAUGGUGGUGAUCCCCCCAGGACUGAGCGAGGAGGAGGUGGCUCUGCAGAGGAAAUUCAAGGAACUGAAGAGGAAGAAGAAGGCCUUGCUGGCCCUGAAGAAGCGGAGCAGCAGCAGCAGCAGCAGCAGCAGCAGCGCAGCCAGCAAAAGGACACGCCCGCUGCCGGAGCCGCCCGCAGUGGACGCAGCCAAGGCCACAGAGCAGGCCAGGCAACUGGUGAAGGCGGGGGUCGUGCGCGCCGUCAAGGCCGAGGCCAGGACCUCGGGCUUCAAGCGUCCCCGAGCCCGGGAGGGGAGGGUGAGAGACGCCGAGCAGGGGCUGGUGCCCACCGCCCCGCUGUUCCCGGGGAGCGUCUCUGCCCAGGACCUUGUGCAGGAACCGCCCCGAUGUGCCCAGAGGCAGCCUCUGGACGGGGGCUCCGUGUCUGCCCGGGACUGGGUUCGGGUCCUGGGGCCGGAUGGGAGAGCGACGGGGGACACGGGGACUGAGGGCGGCCCUCCUCUUGGAAGCUGUGAACGGGGCCCAGGAGCACCUGGGGCUGCCUGGUCCCCAGUCUCCCUUCCCCGAGGCCGCAGCCCGGAACGGGGCCGGGACCGGGGCAGGGAAUGGGACUGGGACAGAGAUUGGGACCAGGACCGACACCGACACCGAGAGGCCCCUGUCCGCAGGUCGGACUCGGUCCCUGGACGCCGGGCCCCUCGCAAGGGGAGCACGCUCCACGUGUCUGAGGAAGACAUGACCCCCCUCCUCCUCCGAGGGGCCUCCUCCCCGUUUGGGAACAUCAUUGACCUCUCCGUGGACCCGCCCAGGACUUGUGCCGUUGUCCCAGAUGAAGAGAUGGAGACUAAAGACCAGGCCGAGCUCCCCGGGACCCGGGCGGAGUCCGGGCCGCUCGAAGGCAGCGGUGCCUUCCGUGCCAAGUGUGUGUGGGGCGCCCUCGCCGCCCGGGACAGCCCUAAGGGCUGCCACCGGGACAGGAGGACCCAGAGGGUCUACGACGAUGACGAUGAUGUCUGCGAGGAAAACCUGGUGGAUGGCUUCUAGGCAGCGGAGCUGAACUGUUUGUGCCCCGCCUGCCCCGACACUGGUCUCUGUAAAGCGCUGAGUUGGAAGCUCAAAAAACAAAAACAAACAAACAAAAAAACAAA
This is a messenger RNA of Pipistrellus kuhlii (Kuhl's pipistrelle), 1198 nucleotides long. RefSeq names its product negative elongation factor E-like. Bases 51 to 1094 code for a protein of 347 amino acids. Lineage: Eukaryota; Metazoa; Chordata; Mammalia; Chiroptera; Vespertilionidae. Gene Ontology annotation, cellular component: NELF complex. The record is from RefSeq and is a predicted model, not a curated record. The transcript has a single exon. Gene Ontology annotation, biological process: negative regulation of transcription elongation by RNA polymerase II.